Molecule: messenger RNA, 4535 nt
Organism: Leptopilina heterotoma
Lineage: Eukaryota; Metazoa; Arthropoda; Insecta; Hymenoptera; Figitidae
Exons: 4
Coding region: 48-2963 (971 amino acids)
Biological process (GO): negative regulation of gene expression via chromosomal CpG island methylation; protein ubiquitination
Molecular function (GO): ubiquitin protein ligase activity
Source: RefSeq, a predicted model, not a curated record
CUGCGCAGUUGGCGUUGCGCACUGGUCGCGAUCAAAAGUAAAAUAAAAUGGCGAGAAAGAAGGUCGGAUUAAAAUUUUGCUCCGAUUCGAUUGAUCAAAAUAAAGUAAUUUUACAUGAAUUGCAAACACAAAAACAGGUCGACGACAGGAGUCCAAAGGAUUUAAAGGAACUUUUUAAUAGUUUAAACACAAAUAAUAUAUCAAAGAAAGCAAAAGACGACGAUAAGUUUGCUGCUUUUACAAAUGUCCGUGAGGCGACUGGGAAUUAUGGACCUAUCGCAGGAUGUCCACCGGGAACCUGGUGGGGAAUUCGUGUUGACUGUUCGAGGCAAGGAGUUCAUAAGCCCUUCAAUUUAGACGUUCACGAUGGUCCCUUUGGAGCAAUUUCAAUCUGUACUCCUCAGAAUACAGAAUCGAAGGACGUCGAUUUAGGAGAGAUUUUAACAAUAACAGGUCGAGAAUACUCAGAAUUGAAUUCAAAUAAUGAAUCUCUCGUUUUGAACUUUCAACGCUGUGUGCCUUUACGUUUGGUACGAAGUUACAGCCUCUUAAAUAAAUAUUCACCAAAAACGGGUUAUCGUUACGAUGGUCUUUAUAUCGUUAUCGCCCAUUGGAUUGGCGAGUCGGAAAACUCAAAGAAGCAUAAAUUUGCUCUUUCACGUGUUCUUCAUCAACAACCACCACCCUGGCUUAAUUCAACCACAAAAACUAUCGAUCGCCUUCCAAAUGUCAAGCAAUUACCAAAGAAAUUGUCCUGCACUCUUCGUAAGCGAUCCUCAAAAUUAAAUAGCCAAACAAGAUUAAAUUCGAGCAAUGACAAGUACAAUACUUGUGAAAAUUCGAACAAAUCAAGCGAAUCGCCAUCAAUUUCCCAAAACGGAAUUGCCAUUCUAACACGACAGGUUUUCAAAAAACCAAACACUGCAUCGACCACACCGCCCGUUUCAAGAUCUGAAUAUUCAGCACAAAAUUACAAACAAGUCGGACAGUCUAAAUUAUUGAAUACAAAUAUUGCCGUUCGCACCGAUUUGUACGAUUCCUUCCACAAUGUCGUUCAACAAGAUGUUAAAAAAUCGUCGAUACUUUGCAGAGUCUACAAAGCAAAUCAAUUGGCGGAAAAAUCGGACGAAACACAAAUCGAAUCAUUAGGCAUCGAAAAAAUCAACACCAACUCCUCGAGAAAUCAAUCAAAAUCUAAUGGUUCAAGAGAAAAUGAGAUUGAAAAACAAACAACAGGCCAAAGAACAUCACCAUUAUCACGUGAAUCAAUCUAUCAAAUCGUCGGUUGUCCACUAAAUGACGAAACAGAGAAAACUAAUUUUUCCCAAAAUGAUAAAAAUUGUCCUCAAAAGCGUAAAUCAGUAGCGAAUUCAACGAGUUCCGAUUCAUCGAAUUCAUUGGAAGCACUGACUCCAGAUAAAAUUUUGAAUUUAGUUGUAAAAGAGAAACGCAAUCCAAUGGCAAAAUUACUGAUAGGAAAUGUUAUCGGUCUAUCAAUUGAGGAAUCAUCAGUGAUAAAGGCGUACAAUGCAUUAAUAUCGAAGGAAAACAAAGAAACUGAACAUAAUGAUAUUUCAAAUGACAAUAAUAGACUGAAAACAUCCUCUAAUUUCAAAAUGAUCUCAAAACGAAUUUUGAGGCACACAAGAAAUGAUGAGAAUCGAAAGAAUUAUUCGAAAAUGGCGAAAAAAAAUCGUGUCUGCAAUGAUACGGGACAAAUAAAUGGUACAAAUUCCAAAUUCAAUGAUGAUCCUGGAGGUUAUUCGAAAUCGGUGAAGAGAACGAAAAUAUCGGAGAAUUCGAAAAUUAAGAAAUCAGCUACUUGCAAGAAGCAGGGACGAGAAAUUGCUAAUCUUGUAAUUGACGCUAAUGUUGGUCCGAUUAUUAGGGGACCGAGAAAUAGACGUUUGAGGUGUCAUAAAAUGAUUGGUAAGGAGACGGAUGGUUUUAUUGGGAAUUCGGGAUUUCAGAAGAGAAGAAGUAUUCUUAAUAAGCCAGUGAAACGUUCGGAAUUAUCGAAACGAAGGAAACGAUUGAAAGCGGGAAUUAAUAAGGCUUGGAAAUUACCAGCGGGAAAUAUUAAUUUGAAUUUGUCGAGAGGAAAGCAGAGGAAAUCUUUGGAGACUGGGAGGAAUUUUCAAGAAAUUCUUACGAGAAACACGGAUGUACAGAGGAUCAAUAUGGAAUCAGUGGAACAUUUGGCGAAAAAAUCAAGGAUGGUCGACGCAGUAUCGCAAUGUUCAUUAUUAAAUGAGCCAGCUAUCAAUUCCUGUUCUCAAAUGAAUGUUGAACAUGAAUAUUCUCCUGAUAUACAUUGCAGUAAUGGACGUCUUUCAAUUACAAAAGUAGAAGAUGUUAUUUUUGAUGAAAUUAAAUCCGAGGAGGUUGUCGAAUUUUCCGACGAUGACGACGAUAAUGAAUCAGUUGAGAGUCAUGAGUUUGUCAAUGGAUUUGAAAGGCCUGAGGAGGAAGUGUAUUCAAAUCAAAAAACUUGUGAUGAAAGAUUAACUGAUCAAGGCUUAGAGUCUGUAUAUAAUAUUUAUCCCUUGAUUCAUCGAGAAUCAGCAUUUGUACCUGUUAAUUCGUCGAGCAGUUUAAAAAUAGCGCGAUUGCGAUCUAUUGGAUUCAGACCAAUUCAAAUGGAGGAUGAGAGUGAAUUCAAUGACAAUCUUAGUAGAAUUAGCGAUGUAGAGGAAAAUUCUGAUUCAAUGACAAAAGAAGCGGAUGAGGAAUAUAAUAAAUAUACUAACGACAGUACAAGUGACGUUGGUUAUAUGGAUGAUGAUCUUCAUUAUGAGGAUAUUGAGAAUGAAGAUACUAGCGAUGUAAGCAAAAGAAAAGAUUAUUCUUCCAAUGAUGAUAAUUGUUUUAGUGAUAAUAAUUUGGAGGAGAGUUUCGAGAGACCUUGGCACGGUUGGAAAAAAGUCUCUUCUAAAAAUGGGGAUCAAUGGAUUGGUUGGUGAAAUUGCAAAUUUUGUUUACUCAUCUUUUUUUUUGAAAAAAAAACAAUAUUGCAAUUUUCUUUUCUUUAGUUUAUUGGGAAAAAAAAUGUAAUACAAGAGAAAGUAUUCAUUUUGUACUUUGAGUGCUGGUCAUUCCCAAAGAUUUGAUUCUUUUUUAGAUUAUUGGAAAAAUUUUUAUUUUAGUCCUCUUUUUUGUAUUUAUAUUAAAAAAAAGUCGAAGAUUGCUUAUUUUGUUUUUGUUUCUUUUUUUUAGUAAUUAAACCACUUUUUCGAUUAGUCGGAUAUUUUGGAUUUAUAUGUUAAUUAACUUCUAUUAUUGAUUUAUUACUUCUUUAAGUGUUUUGAUUAUGACAAAAAAAGUUAAUAUUUAAAAUUCUCUAGCUCUUUAAGAACACUUUAUUUUUAUAUUUUAUUGUAUUUGUCUGAACAAUUAAGUUUAUUUAAUGUACCUAUUGUAUUAAAAUUUGUUUAAAAGUGACAUUUUUAAAGGAAAAUAAUUCCUGCGAAUUUUUGAAAUGUGAAAAAUAUAAUUAAAAUUCGUGGUAGAAUGUCGACAUUAAGUUAUUUAUGAUUAGAGUAAAUUACUUUUUAGUAAAAUUGUGUCACUAUUGUAUUAAAAACAAAAUUGUUUUUUAGAAAAAGAAAAUAAAUUUGUAAAAUUUACGUUUCUUUAAAGAAAUUAAAUUUUAAAAUCAAAAAAUCGAUUUCAUUUUAUUUUUCUUAUUUUUUUCUUUUUUGAAAAAAUGUUGUUGAUAAUAAAUAAUGACAAAAUGUUCGACUUUUAACAUAGUUGUUACUUUUUGAUUAUUAGGAAAAUUAGAUUAAAUGUUUUUCUUUUUUUUUUAUUCAGAAAAUAUGAAAAUUCUAUGUAUAUUUAGAAAAUAGACAUUUUUGUUUUAUAAAUAAAUAAAAGUGUAUAUAACAUUUAAGAAAAAUAUAAUAUAAACAUUUUCUACCUCCUCAUUAAUAAUUUAUGUAUUCAUUGUAUUAAAAUGAUUUAGUAUUCUAUUAGUUUUUCACAAACUUCUAUAUUAUCAGUUUGUAUUGUUUUUAUUUCGCAUCACAAGAGAUGUAAAAUUUUAAUGAGAAGAUAGGAAUUGUAUUUAAUUAAAGACAAUUUUUAGUAAAUUGAUGAUGGUUAAGUUUAGAAAGAAGGGAGUUAUCUAAAUUUAAAAAAAAAGAAUUAAAAAUUUUUUCAAGCAUAGACAUACAUUGAUAAGUUUUGUUUAAGAAGAAUAUAUAUCAGAGGACAUUAAUUUUAAAAGUGAGAGGCUCUUUAAAAAAAAUCUGGGUUUAUUUUAUUAGAAUUAAAAAAAAGAAAUGUUUUAAAAAGUGAUCUCUGUGAUUAGUCAGUAAUAUGUGUAUAUAAUUGUAUAUUAAGGCUUGCGUGACGAGAUAUGUAUUAGUUUUAUUUGAAAAUUCAUUUAUGUAUUAUCGUUGAUGAUUUUUAAAAGUUUACAGUGUCACGCUUAAAUUUUGUACGGCUUAAAAUCUUUAUUGUAUUUUUUUAACAAUGUGCAAUGGUUCAAAUUAUUGCAUUUUAAAUAUAUCAAUAAAUAGAUGUACAUAUAA